Molecule: messenger RNA, 2934 nt
Organism: Dromaius novaehollandiae (emu)
Lineage: Eukaryota; Metazoa; Chordata; Aves; Casuariiformes; Dromaiidae
Gene: KIF9
Product: kinesin family member 9
Exons: 22
Coding region: 232-2709 (825 amino acids)
Biological process (GO): microtubule-based movement; mitotic cell cycle
Cellular component (GO): kinesin complex; microtubule
Molecular function (GO): microtubule binding; ATP hydrolysis activity; ATP binding
Source: RefSeq, a predicted model, not a curated record
GGGCGGAAACACCCGCCCACUUCCGCCUGCCUCCACUUCCGGCGGGCGCCAUGGCAACGGCGUCCCCAGCCGCGGGGGCGGCCGACGCUGCGGGCCGCGGCCGUCGCGGGCGCCCCCGGCCGGGCCUGGCUCCGGCUCCGGCUCCGGCUCCGGCUCCGGCUCCGGCGGCGCUCAGGUGCUGAACGAUGACUUACGGCGAUGGCAAAUCCUGCUCUUGUCCUUUAAACAUUUAUGGUUCAGACCGGCGAGGAUGUUUUUAGUGGUGAGACAGCCAUCAACAUUUUUGUUAAAAUGGAUACAGUAGAAAAGAGAGUUCACGCGUUUGUGCGAGUCAAGCCAACAGGUGAUUUUGCUCAAGACAUGAUCAAGUUUGGUCGAGACAACAAGAGCAUCGAUAUAUACAUCAAAAAGGAUGUCAAGAAAGGAGUUGUGAAUAACAGGCAGACUGACUGGUCCUUUCGGCUGGAUGGUGUCCUUCACAAUGCCUCCCAGGAGCUGGCUUAUGAGACCGUAGCUGAGAAAUUGGUGUCUGAAGCUUUGAAUGGCUAUAAUGGCACUAUAAUGUGCUAUGGGCAAACAGGGGCUGGUAAAACUUAUACGAUGACAGGAGCAACUGCAGACUACAAGCAUCGAGGAAUCAUACCCCGAGCUAUACAACAGGUCCUCAAGGCAACUGCACAUUGUGUUGAUCGAUUCAUCACUGUCCGAGUAUCCUACCUGGAAAUCUACAACGAGACCUUGUUUGACCUUCUGUCCACCAUGACAAGCAGUGGGACUAGUGACGUGCAGAUGGCUGUAGUGGACUGUCCACAGGGCAUUUAUGUGAAGGGCUUAUCCAUACAUACAGUUAGCCACGAGGAAGAUGCUCUAAAUCUCCUAUUUGAGGGUGAGACCAACAGAGUAAUAGCAGAACAUGCACUGAAUAAAAAUUCAUCCAGAUCCCACUGCAUUUUUACUAUCUAUAUUGAGUCUCAUUUCAGAGUUUUCUCAGAUGUCAAACGCAUUACUUCAAAAAUCAACUUAAUAGAUCUGGCAGGCUCAGAGAGGCUGAGUAAGACUGGGUCUGAAGGGCAGGUUCUGAAGGAAGCCACGUACAUCAACAAGUCUCUGUCAUUCCUUGAGCAAAUCAUCAUUGCCCUGGGUGAUCCUAAGAGGGACCACAUCCCCUUCCGGCAGAGCAAGCUCACUCACGUUCUCAAGGACUCGCUUGGGGGAAACUGCAAUACUGUCCUGGUGGCAAAUAUCUGUGGGGAAGCUGCGCAUGUAGAAGAGACUUUGUCUUCUCUUCGUUUUGCUACCAGAAUGAAAUGGAUCACAACAGAGCCAGUCAUCAAUGAGACGUGUGACGCAGGGUGGAUGGUGAAGGCUUUGGAGAAGGAGAUUGUUUUUCUGAAGCGGGAACUGGCCAUGCAUGACAGCUUGGUAAAUCGUUCUUUGGUGACUUAUGACCCUCUGACUGAAAUGCAGAUAGCAGAUAUUAAGUCUCAAGUCCAAAAAUACUUAGAAGGAUCCAUUGAUGAAAUCGAUAUAGUGAACAUCAGGCAAGUCCAGGAGGUUUUUAAACAGUUCAAACUGCUUGUAAGUCAACAGGAGCAGGAAGUGGAGGCCAGAUUACGAAGCAAGUAUGCUCUGAUAGACAAAAAUGACUUUGCUGCGGUUGCUGCUGCUCAGAAGGCAGGCCUAGUUGAUGUGGAUGGCCAUAUGAUGGGGGAAAUGGAUGGGCAGGAUUUUGGGACCGGAGCUGCUUCUUUUUCCUCCAAACAUGGUGGGAAGAAGACGAAGCCCAGGAAAACCAAAGAGCAGGGCAGGAAGGAAGGAAUUGGGACCUCUCCUCCUGGGAAAGAGCUGGAUGCUCUUCUACAGUCAAAAAGUCAGGUCAUAACUUCCACCAAGGACUUGGAUGUGAAAGAGGGAGCAAGGAACCAGGAUGCAGCAAAUAUUGAUACACAGCCCUCAAAGCCAGCCCCUGUGAGGGAUUCCCAGCAGCCCAGCUCCCCUCCAUCCAAGCCGGUGGCAUUUGAGCAAUUUAAGGAGGAGUGCGGCAGUGAGAUCAACCGGAUCUUUAAAGAGAACAAAAGCAUCCUCCUCGCCAGAAGGAAGAGAAGCAGUACAGUAGCGCAGAGGCUCAACCUGAUCAAGCGUGAGAUGGAGGGCAUCAAGGAGGCUCUGGGGGCUCAGAGGCAGGAGCGGUGGCAGCAGGGAGAGUACGUUGAUGAGAAAGGACAGAUCAUAAUUGAUGAGGAGGAGUUUCUACUCAUUAUGAAGCUUAAGGACUUGAAGAAAGAGUACAGGUCUGAUUAUGCUGAACUUCAGGACCUGAAGGCAGAAAUCCAGUACUGCCAGCAUCUGGUGGACCAGUGCCGGAACAAACUCGUCUCAGAGUUUGAGAUCUGGUACAAUGAGUCCUUCCUUAUCCCCAAGGAUGUGCAGGAUACUCUGAAGCCUGGGGGCAACAUCAGACCUGGAAUGAUUCCCAUAAACAGAGUCAUGUGCCUGGAGGAAGAUGUGCAGGACAGGUUUGAGCGGAUGCAGGAAGCAACGCUGCCAGCCUGUCCGGAUUCAGUCUCGUUCUACAACGCGAAAAUGAAGGCUGAUCAAAAGCACGCGUACACGAGAACUAUGUUGUCCCUCGAGCAAAUGCGCAAGAAACCUGGGCUCAUCACCGCUACCAUGAAGAAGAAACCGCUGUCAGUUCUGCACGUCUCGUAGCAGAUACGGACGCAGCCCGGAACCCGGCAUUCAGCGCAAGUGGGAUGAGCAGCAUGACCUCGGAGUGUCCCCCGUGUAUUUUCACAGUAGAUUUAUCAAAAAUAAACGCCAGCCGAAACAAAACCUUGCUUUUGUACAGCUAGACUGAGAGUUACGGCUGAUCAAAACAGUUGUUUAGAGCGGAAGCAAGCUAGCGAGUUUAAAUAAAAGCACUUGUUUCUCUGA